CUGGCAAUGUAUCUAAGGUCAGUCCGCCAUUGACAGCAAUGCCUCUCAUAGUCAUUCAAACAGUUUAAAAGCAAACGGGAAUCAAGGGAACCUACAGAGAGAGAGUUGGGGAGAGAGAAGCAAGACAAAGGCCAGCCGAAGAACCAUGGAGGAGGACAUCAGGAGAAAAGGGAUGCUUUAUUUUCAUCAGCAACGCUUCGGCAAGAGAUGGAGGAAGGUAUGGUGUGUGCUGGUGGCGGAGAGCAGACGCAGCGUGUCACGGCUGGAGCUGUACGAGCAAAAACACUCCUCCAUCAAACAGGGCUCCAGCAAACGCAAGCCCGACUACAAACAGGUGAUCCGACUGCGAGAGUGCAUCCAAAUAUCAGAAAGAGAGGUAGCCGACUGCCCCAAAGACUGCGCCGCCUUUUAUCUGGAGACCUCAGACAAACUUUACGUGUUCGCUGCCCAGCAUUCAGAGGUGAAGGGCUGGAUCAAGAGUCUGUGCGAGCAGGCGUUCCCUGACACCAACGCUGAACAAAGGUUACAGAGAGAGAGCGGCAUCUAUUCUGAACCUGUGAGCAGUUCCCACGCCAGCGAAAUGCAGGAAAACUCACUUUAUGAUACAGCCGAGAGCGUUCGAGAUUUUCUGGUCAUAGCAGUGGGCACAGAGGCUGCUAAUCGGUGCAGUCUGUACGGGGAAUAUAUCCUCACUCCCCUGCCGGACUGCUUACACCUGAAGGACAUUAAAACUAAGAAAGUGCUAUUCAACUGGCCAUACUGUUACAUCAGGAAGUUUGGACAAGACACGCUGUCUUUUUCCUUUGAGGCUGGUCGCAGAUGCGAGUCCGGCGAGGGGAAUUUCGAGUUUGCAACCCAUCAGUGUGAAAGACUGUUCAACAUUGUCAGUACAUUCAUCGAGAAUCUACCCAGACCUUCCACAGCAAAGCCAAUCAGCCCUGACCAUGUAGAACAAAGUCUAGCUCAAGAAGCCACACAAGAAACGUACGACUACACCAUAGAUAGUCAGGCGUCUGACUUUUUACCUGAGGGGAAAAUGCAAAAAGCAUCAAAAAUGCUCAACCCCUCUUGGAGGAGCUUUUCUUUGAAUGCAAUUGAGCUACAAAGUGAAAGUCAAGUGACGAGCAUUGACACCGACCUCGAGAAUCAGGAACCCAUCUAUGCCAGAGUGUCAAAAGCUCAGCAAAAAGCCACUUCCCCUACAGACCCUCAAAUGCACUGGCAAAACCUGAGAAAAGCUCUCCAGCAGUCUGCAUCUUUCCGAGACUCAUUCAAGACCGACGCUGACAUUUCAAAGCCAUCUGAUUUCGCGAUCCCCCGGGAAGAGGGUGCACAUGAAGAGACGGAGGCCGCAGAAGGUUCGACUGACUUGUUGGGUGACUCCAUCCAGCAGUUAGCAAUCAAUGACGCAUUACAGGACAUCAGUGCAGAAGCAAUUUAUGUAGAUCCACAGGACUUCCAGGCCAGAGCUGAGUGGGUUGUCGGCAGUGUAUACGCUGAACCAGAGGAGGUCAUCAAGGCUAAUGAAAGAGCUCAUGAUGGGGCAGACCACCUAGUUGAGUACGACUUCUUCUACAGCCCUGACAUGGGUGCUUCGCAGGCCAUGGCUGCCCCCUCCAACAGUGUUCAAAGUUCAGAUAAGUUGUUCUCAACUUAUGACAACUUCAAGUUGAGAGGAAGGCGCAUGUAACACAGCGUGCUCAUUCCACAAUCAUAAAUUAGGGGGGAAAUUAUUAAUAAUUGUGACUGUUGAAAGCAACAUUUAUUUGUAUACGCUAAUGUCAUAUUAAAAUAUACAGUUGGGCGCACACGCACACACACACACACACAAAUAUAGAUUUAAAUUGUACUGUAUUGCCCUGCAUUAAAUUAUAGAAAUAAUAAUACAGAAAUAUCCAAAUUGGAAUAUGAAUUUAAAUUGUAUUGUACUGUAUUACAAAAUGUAACUAUAAUUACAAAAAUAGAUUAUAAAAUAGUUAUAUAAUAUAUAUAACAAUUUUACAAUAUAAAUGUAAUCAUUAUUUAUAUUUUAUAAUACAGUACAAUAUAACAUUUAUGUAGAGUAUAUACAAAUAGGUAUUUGAAUUGAUUAUAUUGUACUGUAUUACAAAAUAUAAAUAAAUUAUUUAUAUUUUAUAAUCGGGUAGCCUACAACAUAAUAUAGAAAUAUGUGUGAAUAUAAUAUAAUAAAAGUAGUGCUGUCUAACGAUUAAUCGCAUCCAAAAUAAAAGAUUUUGUUUAUAUAAUGUGUGUACUGUGUAUAUUAUUAUAAAUUAUAUAAAUAUAUACAUGUAAAUAUUUUCAAAAUAUACACUGCAUAAGUGUGUAUUUAUAUAUACAUAAUAAAUAUAAACAGUACACACACACACAUAUAUUAUGUAAACAAAAACAUUUAUUUUGGAUGCGAUUAAUCGUUUGACAGCACUAAAUAUAAUAUAAUUAAUAUAAUAUUUUCUACUUUUGCACUUAUAACUAUUAAAUAAAUUCAAACUUUCUAAGUUUAGAUUUUUAGGUAUUGUACAAUGUAGCAAAGUUAGCAUUCUUUAGGAAAAAUUAUUAUAAAGUUUUAAUAAGAAAAUGUAUCUUUUUUUAUACGCUGUGUCCUUUGGUUGGCCAUGAGUUUGGAUGGGGUUCCCUGGGUCUAGAACAGCUGAAAACCCCUGGUUUAGUGAAUUCGCUAUGCUCUUUUCUUGAUGAAAACAACAAAACCUCUCCUGCCAUUUCAUGUAUCAUGUUUUCCACUCCAGCGCCUCUUCCAGGAAAUCUUUGAUUGCUAGCUGGAGAAAUGUUCAUGAAAUCUGCUUGCCUGUAAUGGAACAGUAAUAAUUACAGUUGGUGGUAUACGGCUUGGACUGGAGGGGCUCUUUCUCUUGCAGACUGAUUUAAUUAACUGUGCGAAGGGACCUGCGGCUUGAAGCUGAUUGGGAUCCCGACCUGCCUGAGAAUGAAGAUGUCACAGCGCCCCAUUCGUCUAGUGCUGUCUGUCACUCUCUCCACUAAGAGGGACGCCUGCUGUAACGGACCAGUAGUGUGCAGUUUGGAGAGCCUUAACUGAAUUAAUUUUAAACUCUAUUGAAAAAGUGUGUGUGUUCAUUUAAUCAACAUAUGUUUCAUAAAAUAAAUUGUAAAAAGUAGUAAUCAUCCAUUACUAAAUAAUUGACUGUAACUGAAAUAAGAGUUAAAGUCAUUCAGAAACAAUCACCUUCUCUGAUAGGGGUCAUUGAUAUGUAUUUAUAUGCAUUCGUCAGUGAAUGAAACUAUUUAAUUAAAAAUGAUCCUGCAUGUAUUAUUCUACACCCACUGUAAAGGUUUCUCUCUGUGAGCUUUGGUUGAUGGCAGCUUCAAAUACUUGUUUGCUGCUCAGCGGUGACUUUUUUUUGUAGUUCCCCUUUUGAUACAAUUAAUUUGUUUGACAGAAACUUUCCUUAAUAAGUUCUAAAUCAUCAAAUCUUUUGACAGUUCCAUAAUCUCUGUUCAGUUUUUGAAAAAUAUUAAUUGUUUUCAUGCCUUUUGCAAGAUGUUGCACUAUUUGAUGCUUUUCAUCUUCAGGAAGAUCUUUCUUCCUCCCCAUAUCGCAUGAGAACUGUGACUUGCUUAAUAAUGUGGAACAACCUCUUUAAGUAGGUUUUCCAUUUACAUAAGAAGACCUGGCAAACUAUUGAACAAACCUGUCUCAGACUGAUAAAACAUAUGAGAAAUAAAACAAAUAAACACUUUAUAUGAAA
Molecule: messenger RNA, 3725 nt
Organism: Onychostoma macrolepis
Lineage: Eukaryota; Metazoa; Chordata; Actinopteri; Cypriniformes; Cyprinidae
Exons: 5
Coding region: 146-1690 (514 amino acids)
Biological process (GO): positive regulation of MAPK cascade; cell surface receptor protein tyrosine kinase signaling pathway
Cellular component (GO): cytoplasm
Source: RefSeq, a predicted model, not a curated record